Miniopterus natalensis is the source of this 2637-nucleotide messenger RNA. RefSeq names its product poly(ADP-ribose) polymerase family member 12 (gene PARP12). Gene Ontology annotation, cellular component: nucleus. NCBI's taxonomy places the organism in Eukaryota, Metazoa, Chordata, Mammalia, Chiroptera, Miniopteridae. The record is from RefSeq and is a predicted model, not a curated record. Gene Ontology annotation, molecular function: NAD+ poly-ADP-ribosyltransferase activity; metal ion binding.
GCCGUCACGGCGCUGCGCCUGUGUCGCGACCACCAGGGCCUCAAGGCCACCUGCACGGGGCUGUGCGGGCAGCUGCACUUGUGCAAGUUCCUGGUCCUGGGGGCCUGCAAGUUCCAGAAGACCGGGAAGAACUGUAGGAGCAGUCACAGCUUGACAACUGAUCACAACCUGAGUGUGCUGAAAACUCAUGGCGUCGACAACCUCAGCUACAGUGAGCUCUGCCAACUCUUGUUUCAGAAUGACCCCUGGCUUUUGCCGGAGAUUUGCCUCCACUACAACAAAGGAGAUGGACUCCAUGGCUCUUGUUCCUUUAGGAAGCAAUGUGUCAAACUCCAUGUCUGCCAGUAUUUUUUACAGGGUGAAUGCAAGUUUGGCACAGGCUGUAAGAGAUCCCAUAAUCUCUCUAAUUCUGAGAAUCUGGAAAAACUGCAGAAGUUUGGCAUGAGCUCAGACCUGGUGAGCAGGCUGUCUUCCAUUUAUAGAAAUGCUCAUGACAUCAAGAAUAGGAGCUCUGCCCCGGGCCCACAGGGGACUUCUGAAAAAAAAGACAGUUCAGGUUCUGUGUCCUCAACAACUACUAACCAAGAGGAGAGUGAUCAGAUCUGCUUGUACCAUAUCCGGAAAAGUUGUAGCUUUCAAGAUAAGUGCUAUAAAGUUCAUUUCCAUUUGCCGUAUCGCUGGCAAUUCUUGGAUGGAGGCAAAUGGAAGGAUUUGGACAAAAUGGAGCUUAUUGAAGAGGCAUAUAGCAACCCUAAUAAAAAAAGGGUCCUGUGUGCCGAUUUGGUCAGUGUCUUUCACUCUGAUUAUCUGAACUUUGACUCUAUGAAGUUUGGCACUGCCCAGGCUCGCCGCCUCUCUACAGCCUCCUCUGUCACCAGACCUCCACAUUUCAUCCUCACUACCGAGUGGAUUUGGUACUGGACUGAUGACUUUGGUUCUUGGCAGGAAUAUGGAAAACAAGGCAUGGAGCACCCCACAACCACUGUCAGCAGCAGCGAUUUGGAGAAGGCCUACCUGGCAUACUGUGCACCAGGGUCUGACACCCAGACAGCGAUUCUCAAGUUCCAGGCUGGAAAACACAAAUACGAAUUAGACUUCAGAGUCUUUAUUCAGAGAAACCUGGUCUAUGGUACAUUCAGAAAGGUUUGUCGGAGACCCAAAUAUGUGUCUCCUCAGGAUGUGAAGGCAAAGCAAACCUGCAGUGCCAAGUUUCAAGGCCCAAAGAGCAUCCCGGACCAUUGGGACCCCUCAGCCUUGCCGGACCCCGGCUUUAAGUUGAUCACCCUCCAUUCUUUCUCAGAAGAAUAUCAGAAGGUAUACAGUCUCUUUAACAAUACGCUGCCCUACUACUUUGUUGAGAAGAUUGAGCGAGUCCAGAACCUGGCUCUCUGGGAAGUCUACCAGUGGCAAAAAGGGCAGAUGCAGAAGAAAAAUGGAGGGAAGGCGGUAGAUGAGAGGCAGCUGUUCCAUGGUACCAACUCCAAUAUUGUUGACGCCAUCUGCCAGCAGAAUUUUGAUUGGCGAAUUUGUGGUCUUAAUGGCACUUCCUAUGGCAAAGGGAGCUACUUUGCCCGAGAUGCCGCGUAUUCCCACCACUACUGCAAAUCCGACUCAAAGCUCUACACGAUGUUCCUGGCGCGGGUGCUGGUGGGCGAGUUCACCCGAGGCAAUGCCACCUUUGUCCGCCCCCCAGCUAAGGAGGACCAGGGCAGUGUCUUCUAUGACAGCUGUGUGAACAGCAUGUCCGACCCUUCUAUCUUCGUGAUCUUUGAGAAACACCAAGCCUAUCCAGAGUACGUCAUCCAGUACACCUCCAGCAAACCCCUGGCUGGGACCUCCACCCUGCUCUCUCUGGCGUCCUUGUUUGGUAUCCGGCAGUGAGCACAGGAGGAUGCAUUUCAUGUAUUUCAUGUGUCUUCCUUGAAACAGCUAUUUGGGAAAGUUUUUGUUUUUUGUUUUUUAUAACGAAGCUUUUAAUGAACUGUUUAACAUUGACUUCUCAAUGAAGUUACGUUCUUAAUCUCUCAGUGAUGGUAGUUUUCUGUUUUAAGGCACUUUUGAGCUUAAUGUGGGCUAACCAGUAGUGAUUGUAGGUGAGCCCGUUACUGCUUUUUACUAGGCUAAGUUUUAUUUUUUACUCAUUUUGUUGACUUUGCUACUGAUUGACACCAGGCACAGAGUUUCUAGAUACUAUUUUACAAAUUGGUUUUAAUUCUUAAUAAUUUCUGUCUAUCUCUAGUGAUUUGUUUUUUCAGGGUCUCGGCAUGUUGUUUUAUUUUCUGUCAGAAUGAUACAGUGACCUAUGGUACAGGAAAACCUGCCUUGUGGCUUAGGGAGUUGCAGUCAUUGUGUCUGUUGCUCUGGUUCUAAUCCAGGCAGCUCUUCUGCUGCUUCUCGUAUGCUUCUGGCAUUGGAAUUGUCCAUGUAUCAGGCUGUCAGACAAGUGGCUACUGUGAGGUGUCAUUGAGUCCCUGCUGGUUUCCCUUUGUUAUGGGCCUGGCUCGUGAAUGCUCAUCCCAGCAUCUCCUAAGCAUACUGGACAUUCUCUGAAUAUGGGUUUUAUGUCUUUAUGGGAUUUGAAUACUUGUGCUGCAAAUGUCACAAUAGAGUAUGGAAAUAAAAUAAUAUUUAUCUCCA